Molecule: messenger RNA, 1317 nt
Organism: Dryobates pubescens (Downy woodpecker)
Lineage: Eukaryota; Metazoa; Chordata; Aves; Piciformes; Picidae
Gene: CNMD
Product: chondromodulin
Exons: 7
Coding region: 38-1084 (348 amino acids)
Biological process (GO): negative regulation of endothelial cell proliferation; negative regulation of angiogenesis
Source: RefSeq, a predicted model, not a curated record
GACGAAGCCAGAGGCAGCUCUCUCUCCUGCGACAGCCAUGGCAGAGGGCUCCGAGAAGGUGCCCAUCGCCCGAGCGGGGCCCGACGAUGUGGAGCACUGCCUGCCCCCCAUGUACACGGCGGCGGCGCCCGGUGCAGGGCGGCUGCUGAAGGCGGGGGCGGCGGUGCUGAUCGCAGGAGCCCUUCUGCUGCUGGCCGGGGCCAUCGGCGCCUUCUACUUCUGGAAAGCCACCGAGCGGCAGGUGUAUAAUGUUCACUAUACUAUGAGCAUUAAUGGAAAAGUGCAAGAUGGAUCAAUGGAAAUAGAUGCUGGAAACAACUUGGAGACAUUCAAAACAGGCAGUGGGAGUGAAGAGGCUGUUGAAGUUCAUGAUUUUCAGAUUGGCAUCACUGGGAUUCGUUUUGCUGAGGGAGAAAAGUGUUACAUCAAAGCUCAGCCAAAAGCUCACGUCCCCGAAGUUGAUGCGAUGACUAAAGCGAGCCUCUCAUCUGAGCUGGAAGAUGAAAUCAUGCCUGUAAGAUUUGAUGAAAACUCCCUUAUCUGGGUGGCUGCAGAUGAGCCUAUCAAGCACAACAACUUCCUAAGCCCCAAAAUUUUAGAGCUUUGUGGGGAUCUUCCCAUUUUCUGGCUGCGACCAACAUAUCCCAAAGAUUCCCUUGUGAUUACUUCUUCAGCUAACCCCAGGAGAGAAAUGAAGAGAAACAAACGCCAAUCGGAGUCAAAUUUUGAUAUGGAAGACACGGAAGCUGCUAGGGAAGAAGUAAACUCCAGGUCAGCCACCAUGCAGCUGACUGAUCAUCUGUCUAAUGAAACUAGGCCCAUGGGACAAGAAACUGAUCAAUCAAAUAAUCCAGACAACCCAUAUAAUCAACUGGAAGGUGAAGGGAUGGCUUUUGACCCCAUGCUGGAUCACCUAGGCGUGUGCUGCAUUGAAUGCAGACGAAGUUACACGCAGUGCCAGAGAAUCUGUGAGCCUCUCUUGGGCUACUACCCCUGGCCUUACAACUACCAAGGCUGUCGUACCGCCUGCCGAAUCAUCAUGCCCUGCAGCUGGUGGGUGGCUCGUAUCAUGGGUGUUGUGUGAGAAGAGCCAGUCACAGCCUUGACAAAACAAAAAGGGAUGCAAUGACAACAAGCUGGUAAGAGCCUACAACCAAAGCAGCGGUACCAAUCCUGGCUUUGAAAACCAAUCUGUGUAUUCCUGCCCCAAAAGCAAGGUCAGAUAUUCUACCUGUACAUAAAAAGCUGAAGUUAACCUCCUAUUAGCUUUACAAAAGACAAGGGCAUACUAGCACUUACUGAAUUCAAAAACUAAGA